CGUUAAAAUGAAAUUUAUUAAAAAUGUAUGCUGUUCUCUACAGAACUUGCCUAUACCAGUCAAAGGGGAUUCAGAUAACGGACAAAAGCCACCAGAGCAGCAGGAAGAACUAUCAGCUGCCACUUCUCUGACACCGGACAUCUCCGUCUCCUGAGCAGCAACCAGAAAAACUAUCAGCUGCCGCUUUCCUGACACCGGACAUCUCCUUGCAGGAGGACGGACAGCUGUCUCCUGAGCAGCCUAACAGCAACUCAUCUGAUGAUGGAUUCAUAAGAAUCAGGGUUCCACUUGAACCAACUUUUUUUUUCUUGAAAAGGAAAGAAUGGGCUAAUCUAAAAAAUAAGAGAUCCCAAAGAAGAUACAAGGGACUACAGUGGACAAAUCUGAUUUCAGACAGACUACGGACAGUGUUUCCAUAUUGUUCCUUUGCUUUCAAAGGGCACAGAGUCCAGGCUUUGGACUCAGUAAGAAAGGACCCUUUCUUCUGGUGUCUGGGUUACUGCAGUUUCGAGGAUUGUCCAGUCACUGUCAAUGUCACUGUAGAUAAAGAAGACGAUCUAAAGGCGAAAGUCAAUUUUCAAGAUCUCGAGUGUGUGCACAACCACUAUGAACUGAAAAGAAGACCAGUAAGAGCUCAUAAGAGAGAUAAAAUUGACCAUGAAUUGGAAAAACAAUUACCCAGAGCCAUGUAUCUGGAAAAAAUGAGCAAAAUGGAUGAUGAUGUUGUGCAAUCAGGGUGUAGAGAUGAAGUUCCAACUCCUCAAGUGUUGAGAAACAUAGCAUUGGAAAUCCGAAAGAAAAGUCGUCUUCAUCAUAAUGAGAUUAUGAGUCUCCAGUUAAUGGUGGCAAACAAGAAGAACAACCCAGAGGAUGUAUUGCAGAAAGUGAUGUUACAUCCAAAAGGUGCUUUUUUAUGGUCUUCCAAGAGCAUUGAAAUUUUCCAGAGCCGCUGUCGGGAGGACUUAGUUUAUUUGGAUGCUACAGGAAGUAUCAUGAAAAAAAGAAAGUGUUUGCCUCCUUUCUGUAUUUACGAACUUGUAGUAAGGAAUCCAUGGAAAACAUGCUCUCCCCUACCAGUGGCUACAUAUUUAACAUGUGACCAUACCACUGCCUCGGUCACAUAUUUUCUGGAAGCAUUUCUGACUGAUGUUGCAAGGGACUUUGGGCGCAAAGCCAUGCAUUCAGCUGUAAUGCUUACGUGUGAUGGAUCUAUGGUCCUAAUGCAAGCUAUCUGUUUAGCUUUAGCAAAAAAAAAUCUGUCGAACACAAUAAAUCAUAAUUAUAACAUCACUUCGGGGAAAGGAAACAAGGAAGACUUCGAGGUUCCAAUUCUUCACAGAUGCCUUAGUUAUGUUAUGAAGAAUGCCAAGGAGAUCUGUAAAAAGUAUGCACCAAAGAACUACCAUCUUGCAAUGCACACUGUUGGAGUCUUCACUACUGCAACUUCCUUAAAAGACCUCAGUGACAUGGUUCAAAGUGCUGCAAUUGUUUUUGGGAGUCCUUGUAGUGGUGAGAAUGUCAAAAAACAUUUUCACAACCUGCAGUUAUGGAUGCAGAAAGCCAAUGUUGAUGUUGAUGGUAAUGCCAGAAACUCAAAAGCUGAUGAGGACCUAAAGGUAAACUGAAGUCAAUUUUUAUUAAAGCUAAAGGCUACACUUUUGCCUCUUAUACUUCUUUUUAAAUACUUUGGAAUAGCAUAAUAAUCACAAGUCACAAGUAAUUUGAAAUGUUUUAUACAGGUUUGAUUCAGCUGGCGCCAGCGGGAUAGCCGCAUGAGUGAAGAUGGUGAAUGUUUGGGUUUAGUGCGAACAACUGCAUCCAAUUUUUGCAGUUGGUAUAAUGUCCAUCACUGGUCACCAAUUAUCUCAGUUCCCAUUGUUCUUCUCCAAGAUGUUAUCCAUAUUGCAGAGCCAUGAGUUUCUCCGAGAUCUUAUCCAUACUGCGUUCAAAACACAGUCUGAGUACUCACAGCCCUGCCAAUCGUCUAUCAAGUCGCCCAGCCUUAUGGGAUUUUGAACAGCUGUAGCAGCUUCUUGUUCUUCGAUAAGACAGGUUCAAGCCAGCUCCAAUCAGCCCGAACUCUGUUAUCGUGGUUCCUAAUACAUAGGUAGAUGUCGUUCAAUGUCCUCCAUCGAGUGUCGUCAGACACACGAUGCAACCGACCAUCGAGUAUCCGGCAGCAAACGUCUCUACAGGACAAUUGGAUCAAAUCCAUAUUACUUUAGGCUUUAGAGGACAAGACUGAGAAACUCUUUGAGGGUUAGAGUUAGACGAGACUAGACAAACACAUAGAAGCAGCAGGGAAGCCAAGGGAGGGAGAGGGGGAAAGAUGCGUCCGCCUCCACCGAGAGCCAAAAUAGAUGAAAUUUAUGUCUGCAAUUUAAAAUGUAAUCAGAGGAAGCACUGCAGCGAUUUGGCUCAGUUCCUAUUUACUUUGUACCAUUCCUUCACUAGUGUGAGUACCUGAUAUGUCUAUACACCUUUCUCAUCACAUCACUGCACUGUGAGUCAUAUGCAGCAACGAUUGUAAAUAAUGCGGACAUUCUCAUUUGAAGGAUAAUCCUAUUCAAUAAAAGUCACUGCUUUCUAAUGUAUCCUGCCAUCUUUACUGCAUAUGUAACAAAAGUAAACAUAAGAUGUGAAAUUUUAAACAUGACUUGAACUUGGACUGUUCACGGUGAAUUGUGGAAUUGCUGUUGAUGCCAAAUUUUAGGAAAAAUGGUUUUAGGCAAGAAUAUCUUUAGGCAUGAA
This is a messenger RNA of Haplochromis burtoni (Burton's mouthbrooder), 2751 nucleotides long. RefSeq lists its product as uncharacterized. Bases 687 to 1625 code for a protein of 312 amino acids. The record is from RefSeq and is a predicted model, not a curated record. The transcript is spliced from 5 exons. NCBI's taxonomy places the organism in Eukaryota, Metazoa, Chordata, Actinopteri, Cichliformes, Cichlidae.